AUGUAUUUAGCUCAGUAUCACAGGGGAUCUCUUUUGGAUUCAUUGGUCAUCUUUGACAGUGUAAUAACCACAUUUUAUCAGCAUGUCCUUGCCGUGGCCUUUGUUGUGAAGGAGAUCAAUGAAGACUCCAAGAUCUUACCUAACAUCACCCUUGGGUUCCAUAUCUAUGAUAGUUACUACAACCCAAGGUUGACCUAUCGUACCACUCUGGACCUGCUUUUCAAAUCUCAGGAAUUUGUCCCUAACUACAAAUGUGAUAACCAGAAGAAUCUCAUGGCCAUCAUUGGAGGACUAGGUGCUCCUACUUCAUCCUUUAUGUCAGAAAGCAUAAACCUCUUCAAGAUUCCACAGGAAGAUUUGCCUUCAAUGUUUAGUGGAACCUGUAGUGGGGAAGAGAAUUUGGAGAAUCUGCCUGCACCUCUGUUUGAGUUGAAGAUGACUGGCCAAAGCUACAGUAUCUACAAUGCUGUUUAUGCAGUGGCACAUUCUUUGCAUGAGGCAGUUUUGCCUGUUUCUCUGUGUAAUGACCCUUGUUCCCCGGGUUACUGGAAGAAAAGGGCUGAAGGGAGAGUGUUCUGUUGUUAUGAUUGUGUUCCAUGUUCAGAGGGGAAGAUUUCAAAUCAAACUGAUAUGGAUGACUGUUUUGAAUGUUCACAAGAUCAUUAUCCAAAUAAAGAAAAGAAAGGAUGUAUCCUGAAAUCGGUAGUCUUUCUAACUUUUGAAGAAACCUUGGGACAUUGUUUAGCCUCAGUGGCUUUUUGUUUCUUCUUCUUGACCUCUUGGGCACUUGGAAUUUUUAUCAAGUACAGAGAGACUGCUAUUGUCAAAGUCAACAACCGGUUUCUCACCUACAUCCUACUUGUCUCUCUUCUGCUCUGUUUUCUCUCCUCUUUGUUCUUUCUCAGCCAGCCUGGCAAAGUGAACUGCCUUCUCAGACAAUCAAUGUUUGGCAUCACUUUUUCAGUGGCCAUUUCUAGUGUUCUGGCCAAAACCAUCACUGUAGUUGUUGCUUUCAUGGCCUCUAAGCCAGGAUCUCAAAUGAGGAAAUGGGUGGGGAAAAGAUUAGCUUUUUGCACUGUCCUUUCCUGUUCUCUUUUCCAAGUGUGUAUUUGUAUCCUUUGGUUGUUGAUAUCUCCCCCAUUCCCUGAGUUGGACAUGCAUUCAGAGCUUCAAGAAAUGAUUUUACAGUGCAAUGAGGGAUCAGCUUUCUUUUUCUUCUGUGUCUUGGGCUACAUGGGUAUCUUGGCCAUUGCCAGCUUUAUUGUGGCUUUUCUCGCCCGUAAAUUACCUGACAGUUUUAACGAAGCCAAGUUCAUCACCUUCAGCAUGUUGGCCUUUUGCAGUGUGUGGGUCUCCUUCUUUCCAGCCUAUCUGAGCACAAAAGGCAAAGCCAUGGUAGCUGUGGAGGUCUUCUCCAUCUUGUCCUCCAGUGCUGCAUUACUGGGAUGCAUAUUCUUGCCAAAGUGCUACAUCAUUGUUUUCUGCCCUGAGCUAAAUCACAGGAAGCAACUCAUAAAGAGGAAUGAGUAUAUCAUGUAA
This is a messenger RNA of Crotalus tigris (Tiger rattlesnake), 1539 nucleotides long. Its product is annotated as vomeronasal type-2 receptor 26-like. Gene Ontology annotation, biological process: G protein-coupled receptor signaling pathway. The record is from RefSeq and is a predicted model, not a curated record. Gene Ontology annotation, cellular component: membrane. The transcript has 5 exons. Lineage: Eukaryota; Metazoa; Chordata; Lepidosauria; Squamata; Viperidae. Gene Ontology annotation, molecular function: G protein-coupled receptor activity. Bases 1 to 1539 code for a protein of 512 amino acids.